Molecule: messenger RNA, 1818 nt
Organism: Mesorhabditis belari
Lineage: Eukaryota; Metazoa; Nematoda; Chromadorea; Rhabditida; Rhabditidae
Source: the annotation of a GenBank genome assembly
AUGAUCACACUUUUCAUUGUCCUACUGAUAGAUUAUGUCUAUUCGCAAAAUUGUCGACUUGAAAGUUCUCUAGUUGGCACUUUCAAGAAACAAACCCGGCCGAUCAUCGUUCCAAAUUUGAAUACAAAAUUCGCAAAACCAUUACUUUACGAAACAGUGACAAUCGGUGAAACCUCGAUUUCCGAUUUUGGUGAAUGCUAUGAAAAGAUUCGAGACUCUUACAUAUUUGGGGAGAAGAGAAUGGGCCGUCCAUUGUGCUAUCGUUGCGUAACACCGAUCAUUCGAACACCAAAUGUUAUACAAUUGGCUCAUCAAGCAGGCGAAUACUGUCACGAUUCAAUGGUGAGCGCUCGAAAGACUUGCUUUGAGCAGUCGGCUGUUCGACCCGUUGAGGGAACUCUCUUGUUCAGAAGCACAAACCUCGACUACUCAAGCUGUGAUUUGGAUGGUCGAUUCUCGGUCAUCUAUCAUCUACGAAACACAAAUCUCACAUGUGAGGGAGAGAAUGAGAGCAAGGCUGAAAACUGUGAAGUGGCCUCUCGAUUGGAUAUCAAGUUCAAGGGAUGCUCGUUUCCUGAUUUUGAUAUGUCGCUUCGGUGCUUGGGCUCGUGGAAGGGACAAAGUGGAGAGAGAUUUCUGAUCAUUGAGAACGCCGAUAAUGAGGAGUAUCGAUGUGGACUAGUUCAUCCGUCCGCUGACCACAUCACCGUCCACUUCAGCAAUGACAGUUCGUGCGAGCACUUGAAUCGACACAAUGCCUUUGAGACUUAUCGAUUCAAACCAACCUCUUUGUCCAAGCCGCUUUCCCCUUGCGAGUUCCCGGCGUGGCUCCAUGGACAGUACACGCAUUUGGAUGUGUCCGCCGAGCAACUGCAGUACAAUCAAGGAACAUCAGAUUCAAUUCCGAUUGUUUCUUAUUGUGUUGCCACUCAUGGAGAGCGCAUUUUGGUCUACUCGGAAUCGAAAUGUGGUGAUGCGUUGGGCUAUCAUUGCUUGUGGUUUCGAAUGCGCAGCGAUUCGGUGCUCGAGUUUCGGACGACAAACCCACAAGAGACACUUAACUCAACGCUUUGCCAAAACGAGAAAUUGUUUGAGAGAACACCAUGGACUUCGGUCUCUGUGAAACGGCCAACGACUGUAUCCUGCGGUCUUGAGGGUGUUUACCGUACUCCUGCUGAUAUGGCAAACGACGAUUGUUACUCGUUAGAAGUUGAUUGUAACAAGCGAGAAUCACUUCAACUCAAAGCCUACCAUUGUGCAAGUGGAAUCGUUUUUGACACUCGUUUAUAUGCUUGUUUGGCUAGUUGGCACGAUGGGCCGUUUAUGUAUUUGUAUGCGAAGAGGAUCGGUGAAGAGAUUCACGCAUGCUUUGUGGCGCAAAAGCACUCCGGUCGGCUCUUCAUCGCCUCCUCUGGAGCUCAUUGCUCCAGAGAUUUCACCUUUGAAACAAACGUCAACACGACUCUCAUCUUGCAACAAGAAACUAACUGCACUGUGAAACCAGGAUCGAUUCCACGACAACCAGCUCACGGUGAUCCUUCAAGGAGACCGAUGUCGAAGACGAGCCCAGCUCACAUCGAUUUUCAUCCGAAUUUAGCUGCCGGGAUUCCAAUAUACACAGAAAAUGUAAAUCCUGGCUUCAUGGGUCCACUCACUCCACAAUUCACCCCGCCAACCGAGGAGCCGAAUCCACUAGCUGAGCCCACGACAGAGAUUACUCCAUUGGAAGAUCUUGGUGUUGGUGGUUUCUUGACAAGUUCAGCCGCUCCGCAUCUCAUUCUUUCAGUCAUUUGUGCUCUUUUGGCAAUUUGCCUCAUA